Messenger RNA from Castor canadensis (American beaver), 1361 nucleotides. RefSeq names its product zinc finger protein 688 (gene Znf688). The record is from RefSeq and is a predicted model, not a curated record. Lineage: Eukaryota; Metazoa; Chordata; Mammalia; Rodentia; Castoridae. Gene Ontology annotation, biological process: regulation of transcription by RNA polymerase II. Gene Ontology annotation, molecular function: DNA-binding transcription factor activity, RNA polymerase II-specific; RNA polymerase II cis-regulatory region sequence-specific DNA binding.
CCAAGCGGCCAUGAAGUGAAUAAACACCAAGGAGUUUUAUUUGUCCCUAUCGGCUUUUUCGAAUUCCCCCAGCUGCCAGCCCCUGUACUUCGGUUCCCCUUCCCUGCAGCGUUCGGACACCGAGGUUGGGCGGGGCCGAGACCUCGGGCAGCCCUUGUCGUGGACGACGAAAGCCGAGGCCAAGAGCAGGGAGACGGUGACCCCAGGGACAAGGCGGCCGCUGCUCGGGGCUGGGAGCCCCGAUGGCGCCGCCUCCAGCCCCGUUCCUGGCGCUGAGAUCCGGGGAGACCCAGCCUGAUUGCAGGAAACCCGGGCCCGUGAGCUUCGCGGACGUGGCCGUGUACUUCUCCCCGGAGGAGUGGGGGAGUCUGCGGCCCGCGCAGAGGGCUCUGUACCGGGACGUGAUGCGCGAGACCUACGGCCUCCUGGGCGCGCUCGGACUCCCGGGCCCCAAACCAGCCCUCAUCUCUUGGAUGGAACAGGAGAGUGAGGCUUGGAGCCCCGCCGCACAGGAUCCUGAGGAGGGGGAGAGCCUGGGAGGAGCUCUGAGAGAUGUCCCAAACGAGAAGGAAGAACACGAAGACUGGCUAGAGGCCCAAACACCUGGACAGACUCCUAGAAAGGAGCAGCCUGAAGAUCCGGUUAAACCCAGGCCUGCCUCCACUGCCACUGUCAGGAAGUCUUCAGGGAGAACACAGCCUGGGAAAGUGGCCCGCAACCAGAGCACCAGUGCGCAGCUUCCUGUGCCCGGCGUGGACGCUCAGGCUGCCCAGCGGCGCCAUGUGUGUGCGGACUGCGGCCGCCGCUUCACCUACCCGUCGCUGCUGGUCAGCCACCGGCGCAUGCACUCGGGCGAGCGGCCCUUCCCCUGCCCCGAGUGCGGCAUGCGUUUCAAGAGGAAGUUCGCGGUAGAGGCGCACCAGUGGAUCCACCGCUCCUGCUCCGGGGGCCGGCGGGGCCGCAGGCCUGGCAUCCGGGCGGUGCCUCGGGCCCCUGUCCGUGGGGACCGGGACCCGCCUGUGCUCUUCAGGCAUUAUCCGGACAUCUUCGAGGAGUGCGGCUGAAUGGACCACAGGCUGGAGCUGAGCUUGACCUUGGCAUCCAGGACACACUGAGCCCCGAGGGUGGCUCCUGAGUCAGGGACUUGGGAACUGAAGUUCAUCCCUUGGGCAUCCCUUAAGGGUUCCUCAAGUUUCCAAACUUGUAAAAAGAAAAGUGCCUGUAAAAAUUCAAACAGAUUAAACUUGACGCCCUUCCACUCCCAAGCCUUUUGCUUAAAAAAAAAAUAAGUCAGAUGUGGCAGUGCACACCUGUGAUCUCAGCAGGGCAGGAGGCUGAGACAGGAGGACUGGGCGUUCCAG